AGCCUCUCACCCUCUCUUCAUUUCUUCUGAAAGCAUGCCAAUAUGCUGAACACCGAAGAUGGAAUCCCUUCCUGAAAUCACCUUUUUGAAGAGCAUACUCUAGUCUUCCACCGUAGAAACACACCGAUCUAGGAUUCUGUCUUCCUCUCCGGACGGGGGCAAUUCAGCCGAGUGCCAGGUGGAAGCCCUUGAUGCUUAGAAGCCGAUGAGGAGCUCAUGGAUGCUUGUCACAAGGAGAUGCUUCACCCUCCAAAGUGUAAGCAUAAAUGUUGAUGACAGCUAAGGAGACACGGCUACGGAUAGACACGCACACCUUGUAUGUGAAAAUAGAAAAUGCCAGACGAAGCAAGCGGUGGUCUGUUCAGAAGACUCUCCUGCACGAACCCAUUCCACACCAUCAAAUUCUUCGUUGUGUGCCAAGGGUUCCUGCAACUCACUCAGCUGCUGACAUCGGGCUAUAUGAAAAGCACAAUUUCGACCAUCGAGAAGCGCUUUGGGCUGUCCAGUCAGACCUCCGGAUUGGUGGCUUCCUUCAACGAGGUGGGCAACACCAUGCUGAUCAUCUUUGUGAGUUAUUUUGGCAGCCGUGUCCACAGGCCCCGUUUCAUUGGUUUCGGUGCCAUCCUUGUUUCUCUGUCUGGACUGAUCAUAGCUCUUCCUCACUUUAUCACAGGACCCUAUGAAUAUGAACGUUUCGCUUCUGGUUCGUCCCCCAAUGCCACCGACAUGUGCCUCCCCCACCAGAAGGACCCGUCUGACACAGAGGACGUCUGCACAGAAGGCAUGGAGAGAGAAAACCAAGCGGUCCUGGCCUUGCUCUUGAUUGGGCAGACGCUGCUGGGGGUCGGCGGUGUUCCCAUCCAGCCUUUCGGCAUUUCCUACAUUGACGAUUAUGCCAGCAAGAGCAACUCACCUCUCUAUAUAGGAAUCCUCUUUGCUACAACUAGCAUUGGUCCUGCCAUCGCUUUCAUCGUGGGGUCGGUCAUGCUGCGUUUUUAUGUCGACAUAGACAAAUUUUCUCCAUCGGAAAUUCACAUCAACAACAAAGAUCCACGAUGGGUGGGAGCCUGGUGGCUCGGUUUCAUUUUCGCCGCCAGCAUUGUGGCCAUCUCCUCAAUUCCUUAUUUCUUUUUUCCCAGAGAAUUGCCGAAAGAGGAGGAGAGUCCACAAAAGAACAUUACAGAAAUGAAUAAAGCGGACUUAAGGGAUGAGCUUAAAAAUAAGCCUGCAGAUAUGGAAGAUUUCACUCUGGGUCAGUUCAUCAAAAUGUUUCCGGUGGUGCUGAUGAGAAAUAUCAAGAAUCCCAUCUUCGUCAUGGUUAUCUUCGCUCUGAUCAACCUCUCCGGCAUGAUUGCCGGAUUAGCAACCUUCAUGGCGAAAUUCCUGGAGCGCCAAUUCACCCUGACGGCAUCGGUGGCCAAUAUGAUCAUCGGCGUGGUCAACAUCCCUGGCGCCAUGUUCGGUAUCAUCCUCGGGGGUGCCAUCAUGAAAAACUGCCAUCUCACCCUCAAGCAGGCCACCAUCAUGUGCAUGUUCAGCAUGGGCUUCUGCGUCCUCUUCGACAUCCCCCUUCUCUUCCUGGGUUGCCCCACCCAGGAGGUGGCCGGCCUCGACUACUCCGGGAGUUCUGAAGUUGGACAACUUGUCACUGAAUGUAAUAAAAAAUGCAAAUGCAGGUCCUCUUCCUUCAACCCCGUCUGUGGGCAGAAUAACGUGGAGUACAUCUCCCCUUGCUAUGCUGGCUGCUCGGCUCUGAUCUAUAACAGUGAGCUGAACAAAGUUGAGAAUUACACCUCGUGCAACUGUGUCGUGGUCGACGGGGCGCUCGGAUACGCCCUCCCCGGCAGCUGCAGCACCUACUGCUCCCGAUUCCUGCUGCCUUUUGUGAUCAUUGCCUGCAUCUCUGGAUUCUUGGCGAGUCUCUCGCACACGCCGGCCUUUGUGAUGAUCCUCAGGAACGUGAAGCCCGAAGACAAGUCCUUCGCCAUUGGAAUACAGUUCCUGAUGCUCAGAGUUCUUGCUUGGCUGCCUGCGCCGGUGCUGUACGGCAGUGCCAUUGACACGUCCUGCCUCCUCUGGCAAAUUAAAUGUCAAAAGAAGGCAGCCUGCCGAUACUAUAACAACACAGCCUUCCGGCAAAGGUUCGUCGGCGUCCAGAUUUUAUACGAACUGUCCUGCUUUUUGUCCUUUUGCAUCGUGUACUUUCUUCUCAUUCGGCAAGAGAAGCAAGCCCUGCAAGAGGAAGCCAGUGUGGGCCGGUCCCCCGAAUCUGUCGCAGAGUCCCGCGUUUGACCCAUGAUGGGCAGGAUCCCCAAUUUCUCCUUGGGCAGAAGGCGGACUCCAGCUCUGUAUGUCAAGCCUG
Pogona vitticeps (central bearded dragon) is the source of this 2362-nucleotide messenger RNA. The record is from RefSeq and is a predicted model, not a curated record. Lineage: Eukaryota; Metazoa; Chordata; Lepidosauria; Squamata; Agamidae.